GCCUAAUAAAAACGUCUAUCUAUUUAUGUAUUUUCCAUCUAGUCACUAAAAGCGCCAUAUAAAUAUAAAAAACAUGCAUUUUAAGUGGUUUACGCUUAGAAACAUGCUCUAAAUGGACAGCACGACCCUACUGAAACAUUUUAACAAGUGACAAAGACUUCAGACUUCUUAUUUCUUGUCAGGCUCCAUUUAGAGUUACCGUGCGUGGCCGGUUCGAGUGGCCCGCUAUUGUCCCACAGAAGCCCGGAGGGAGGAAGCGCUUCUUUGGGUGGUCUGACAGACCCCCGCGGCCUACAAUAGCGCGGUGCCCAAUUAUGAUGAGGACGUUUUUCUACUUGAAGGUUGUUGAUUUACGGCUCGCAGUUCAACCGCCUCCAAUUACCAGUGAAGCAGCCAUGAACAUUCAAAGCACUUUCUGUACUAUUUAAAGUAUGAAGAGCGUUCAACCCAAUUUGUUUUCAAGACCCUCCUUCCUAUCGUUUUAUCGACGACUCAGAGGGGGUUGCUUCCAGAUUUCCACCAAACGACAACAUUACAUUCAGCGUCUCUGAGCACAAACGUAAAGGUCAAAAUGACGCUUUGACGUUUUCACUGAAAGGCGCUGUUGCGCGCUGGGUGGUGCUGAAAUCUAGUGCAGCUUCACGCGUGAUUGGCAGACCUGACAGUGAUUGACGUGUGUCUAUGGCAACCAGGCAGCCAAUCUGACAACUCCAAUAGAAUAGCGGCAGCAGGGGCUAAAUGUUCUUUUAUUUUGCUCCUCAGAAAACACCUUGCUUCCAGUUUUUUAUGCUCACACUCAAUCAAAGAAGAGAUUUUGCCGUCCAGGCUGCUUGAGCCUGCCGCACGGCAUCGCUCCCUGGCUCGUUUUGUGACACGGCUGUUAACUUUUGCCGUUUUCUGACAGACAGGCUGAACAAAAAGACGAGCGAGACAAACGAGGAGCAACACCAGAAAGGAGGGCCAAAGAAGAGAGAGAUUACAGUCUCCAUGUUCCAGCUGCCCAUCUUGAAUUUCAGCCCCCAGCAGGUCGCGGGGGUCUGCGAGACGCUCGAGGAGAGCGGCGACGUGGAGAGGCUCGGCCGCUUCCUCUGGUCACUCCCGGUAGCGCCGUCCGCCUGCGAAGUCCUCGGGAAGAACGAGUCUGUCCUGCGCGCGCGAGCGGUCGUGGCGUAUCACGCGGGCAACUUCCGCGAGCUCUACCACAUACUGGAGAACCACAAAUUCACCAAGGACUCACACGCGAAGCUGCAGGCGCUCUGGCUCGAGGCGCAUUACCAGGAGGCUGAGAAACUCCGUGGGCGUCCGUUAGGACCCGUGGACAAGUAUCGCGUCCGAAAGAAGUUUCCACUGCCUCGGACGAUAUGGGACGGUGAACAAAAAACACACUGCUUUAAGGAGAGGACGCGGCAUCUGUUGAGAGAGUGGUACCUGCAGGACCCUUACCCGAACCCGAGCAAAAAAAGAGAGCUGGCGCAGGCGACCGGACUCACACCCACACAAGUGGGCAACUGGUUUAAAAACCGGAGGCAGAGAGACCGGGCGGCAGCGGCCAAGAACAGGCUACAGCAGCAGGUUCUGUCCGGUGGCUCGGUCCGAUCGCUGGGGGACGAUGACACGACAGUAGACCGCCUGGGUCCCGCCUCAAGCCCAGAAGUCAGUCUCUCGAGCAAGGCCGCCACCUCCGCCAUCUCCAUCACCUCCAGCGACAGUGAAUGUGACAUCUAGCGUGACAGGCUUCAAAAGAGCAAACAGAAGAACUGUAAGAGACAAUCUAACAACUACAAAAAUUUAGUGCCUGCAACCGGCCCAAAGAGAGGCUAAAAUGAAGGAUGGAAAAAUAGCGUCAUACAAUUUCAUUUUCCAUCCGUUGAUGUGAUCAACAAAAUGCGCAGUGCUUCUCAAGAAGACAGUUAAAGGGAGUUUUUGAAAGACCAAAAAAAAAAAAAAAAAAAAAAUCUUCAUAGGCUAUCUGAGGGCCGAACCUAUUAUGUAUGUGCGUACUUUAUCAUGAAAAGACUGAAUAAUGUUUUAAUGUUCACUUGUUUUUUUAAUAUAUAAACGAUGUUUAUUUGCUUAUUUAAAAUAUCAUCGGCCGCUAGGCCUUUUAUUUGUGUGCUUUUUUAUCAUUUUUGUUGUGCGUAAUGCUGAGCGUCGUGAAUUUGAAAAAAAAAAAAAAAAAAAAAACAUGAUUGAAAAAAUAAAAUCACUGUUGAACUAAAUAACGAUCGCAAUUUCACAACGGUAUUUUCUUUACGACACUUAUUCCUGUGUGUCCAGUGACACAAUUAGUCAAAUAUGUUUUAUUUCAUGUUUGUUUCUUUAAUUGAUGUCCAUGUGUCAAUCCAAAGUAAACAUAUGCAGUUCAAAAUGUGAAUGUCACAUGCUGCAGAACAGAUUUAGAACAGACGGGGAUCAAAUAUGUUGCAUGUUUUAAUGCCUCUCUGCGAGCUCAAUCUCUCUCACACUCGAGCAGUAAUUGGCUAAAACGCUUCGCGUGGUGUAAUGCGCUCUGACAGCACAGGGUCAGCGAAAGGCCGAGACGCUCUCCCGGAUGUCAACACAACCUAAGCUGUGAUCUGCUGUUUAAACAGAACCUAGGCUAGUGGUCUAAGCAAGCUUCAUACAAAUAAUUUAUUACCAAAGGAGUUUGGCACUGCUGCCAAUUGCUGAAAAUACUCUUUGUUUAUUUUUCAUUUUAUUAUGAAUGUUCUCUCUAUGCGCAAAAUUGUGUUCAUUUAAUUUACAAGCUUGUUUUAUGUACAUGGCUAUAAUAACUUACUAUAUUUUUCUUUAUAUCUAGUAGGUUUAUUCGCCUUGUGACAUUCAGAUUUACAUUCAUCGACUGUUAAGCUAUAAUCACAACAAAAUACUUAAUUGUUUACAUAAUAGGCUACUUAAUUAACUUGUUUUUUUUUUUUUUUACAUCGUUUUCGUAAUUAUUUUCAAAAAAGAAUGGUUUAUCUUUGUCAAGAGCCAGAAGCUACAAAAAAAGAGAAAAAGCAAACCUAUUCGUUUUUUUAUAACCUUCAUUUUUUUCAUAUUUGGAUGAAAAAUAAAUGUUUGUAAAUAUUUUAUGAUAUUUUAAAAGCACGGCUUCGCUGUUCUUAGUGCUCAAAUCUGCUUAAGUUGUUUAUGUCGUAAAUGAGUGAAGGAGCAGGCGCAAAAACACAGCGCCUCUGUUUCCCAACUGCCUGAAGAGUUCACGGCGCGCACCUGGGUUUAACCCGCGCCAUUCAUUAACGCUCCCAAUAAAAAGCACAAGCUGUAUUUUUCAAUCUUCUUUCAGUCUGAACAACGGCGGGGCCAAACCAAGUGUUCCUUCCGAGAAAAAGGAGAAAAUAGGAGCCAAAGCAAGGGAGGGGAAAGGAGCACGGCUUUAUUUAAACACUGGAUACAGAAUGGUGGAAAAUUUCCGUUUCUUUUGAGCUCUGGGGAGUGCAGGGUGGGACGAUGAAAAAGUCUUUUUAGCAGUCAAUAAGGUUGUCAAAUUGGUCAACGGUAAUCAGCACUAAUGACGAGUUGGAGAGGGCCGAGCUAACAAAGAACCACCCCGCCUUCCCCUCCCCAAAGCCUCAGCGUGAAAACUCUCCGCCGGGGGUUGCCAGAGGUACAGAAAUCCAAACUUUUUUCAUUUGUGUGAGUGAGUGUGUAACGUUCUGGGACGUUUAAUUGAGGAGUUCACUGUCUAG
Molecule: messenger RNA, 3689 nt
Organism: Megalobrama amblycephala (Wuchang bream)
Lineage: Eukaryota; Metazoa; Chordata; Actinopteri; Cypriniformes; Xenocyprididae
Gene: six6a
Product: SIX homeobox 6a
Exons: 3
Coding region: 988-1725 (245 amino acids)
Biological process (GO): regulation of transcription by RNA polymerase II; eye development
Cellular component (GO): transcription regulator complex; nucleus
Molecular function (GO): RNA polymerase II cis-regulatory region sequence-specific DNA binding; DNA-binding transcription factor activity, RNA polymerase II-specific
Source: RefSeq, a predicted model, not a curated record